GUUUGGGGUGUGAUGCAAGAACAAACAAGAACUAUGAAUGCAAGUGUAGUGGCGAAGAGAGAGAGAGAUAUAUAUAUAGAGAGAGAUAGAUAGGUAUAGAUGGGGGGGGACGCCUCUGCAUAAGAACGGAACAAAGAAAGGCUUGGGAUUAUUCAGUUUCUCACAACAAACUGUGUACAAGUCGCUGUUAGUUUUUCCAAUUAAGUGAUCAAACCAAAGAUGAAGCAAAAAGUAACUUUAAAGGUCCAAAUGGAGCGUGAAACUUGCAGAAACAAGGCUUUCAAGAUAGUUUCUGUCGUUAAAGGUGUGAGUUCGGUGUCCAUGAACGAUAAAGAUCAGUUGGUGGUGACCGGGGAAGACGUAGACACAGUCUGUCUGGGAAAGCUUCUGAGGAAGAAGUUCAGUUCUGUCACUGUUCUCACGGUGGAAGAAGUGAAACCUAAGGCUCCCGAGGAGAAGAAGAAGAAGGAAGAAAAAGACAAAGACAAACUCAAAACGUGUUCCAUUUCUAUUGUACCUUUGAAUCCCUGCUCAAGCCGCCACAGCUCAAAUUGUCACGGCGGCGACUGCCAGCCCUGCCCGCAGAUACUCCCUAACCCUAACCUGAACUGUCAUGGAACCUGCAAAUCUUGCUCAAACUGUGAAAACUUGAAGCGCCAUGGAAACUGUAAGCCAUGCACAAGGUGUGGGAGCCCUAAGUGCCUUGGAAGCUGUAAGCCAUGUUUUAGGUGUGAGAGCUUCAAGUGCCAUGGAAGUUGCAAGCCUUGUUUCAGGUGCCGGAGCUACAAGUGCGAUGGUGGGUGUACUUCUUCUUUGUGUCUCCGACCACCGUGCACCGGGCAGUGUCCAUCGUGGAUCCCAUGUUCCAGCUGCUGCUUUAAGAAUCCGCCUCCUACCGAUCUCUGCGAUGAAUGUUACAUUUACAUUUAUUUAUUAGUAAUUGUUGUAAUUGUGAUUUCCGUUUUUGCAAAAACAUGCUGUUGAAUAGUAAAUAUAAAACUGCAAUAUAUUGACAGAAAGAGAGAGAGUCAACAUGUGGAUAACA
This is a messenger RNA of Prosopis cineraria, 1045 nucleotides long. RefSeq lists its product as uncharacterized. Lineage: Eukaryota; Viridiplantae; Streptophyta; Magnoliopsida; Fabales; Fabaceae. The record is from RefSeq and is a predicted model, not a curated record. The coding region runs from base 220 to 984 and encodes 254 amino acids. Gene Ontology annotation, molecular function: metal ion binding. The transcript is spliced from 3 exons.